Messenger RNA from Neomonachus schauinslandi (Hawaiian monk seal), 7059 nucleotides. It is a transcript of the gene PDPR, whose product is annotated as pyruvate dehydrogenase phosphatase regulatory subunit. The transcript has 18 exons. Gene Ontology annotation, cellular component: mitochondrial matrix; mitochondrion; cytoplasm. NCBI's taxonomy places the organism in Eukaryota, Metazoa, Chordata, Mammalia, Carnivora, Phocidae. The coding region runs from base 244 to 2880 and encodes 878 amino acids. Gene Ontology annotation, molecular function: protein binding; oxidoreductase activity. The record is from RefSeq and is a predicted model, not a curated record.
GUAAAGCGCGGAAGGUCGCGGUCGCCGGCUUUCCCCGGAACUUUUUGCUCCCUCCGCCCCGCCCCUUUCCCUGCCCCGUUCCCCGCGUUCUGGCGCCGGGACCCCCCGCAACUGUUGUGGCUGCUGCCCCGCUGCCUCCCGGGUGCUGCUGACCGCGGAGCCCGCGGGGGCCCGUGAGUGUGCAUGUCGGGGGUCUCUGCCGUAGCCGAGUGAGAGCACCGCGCCGAGCUGCUGGCAGACGUGAUGUUUUACCGGCUGCUGUCGGUGGUCCGAAGACAAAGGACCGGCCGAGGAUGGCAGAACUGGUCGUCGGGGAGGAGCGGCGCGUCGGCUGCCGAGGCACAUUCUGUCGCCCUGCCUGCCCAGGCGCAGGUGGUCAUCUGUGGUGGUGGGAUCAUGGGCACAUCCGUGGCCUAUCACCUCUCCAAGAUGGGGUGGAAGGAUAUUGUCCUUCUGGAGCAGGGCAGGCUGGCUGCCGGCUCUACGAGGUUCUGUGCUGGUAUCCUGAGCACCGCCAGGCACUUGACCAUCGAGCAGAAGAUGGCAGACUAUUCCAACAAACUCUACCACCAGUUAGAGCAAGAGACGGGGAUCCAGACAGGUUACAUAAGGACAGGCUCGGUCUUUCUGGCCCAAACUCAGGACCGGCUGAUCUCCCUGAAGCGCAUCAACUCAAGGCUGAACGUCAUAGGUAUCCCUUCUGAGAUCAUCUCCCCCAAGAAAGUCGCCGAACUUCACCCUCUCCUCAACGUGCACGACCUGGUGGGGGCCAUGCAUGUUCCCGAGGAUGCCGUAGUGUCCUCUGCUGACGUGGCUCUUGCCCUGGCAAGUGCUGCCUCCCAAAAUGGUGUUCAGAUCUAUGACCGGACCAGCAUUCUUCAUGUAAUGGUCAAGAAAGGUCAAGUUACUGGUGUGGAGACAGAUAAAGGACAGAUCGAGUGCCAGUAUUUUGUCAACUGUGCUGGUCAGUGGGCAUACGAGCUGGGUCUGUCCAACGAGGAGCCGGUUAGUAUCCCGUUACACGCCUGCGAACACUUCUACCUUCUGACUCGCCCCUUGGAGACCCCUCUGCGGAGCAACACACCGACUAUCGUGGAUGCUGAUGGAAGAAUUUAUAUCCGGAACUGGCAGGGUGGCAUCUUGUCUGGGGGCUUUGAGAAGAACCCGAAGCCAAUCUUCACUGAGGGCAAGAACCAGCUGGAGAUUCAGAAUCUGCAGGAAGACUGGGAUCACUUUGAGCCCCUGCUCAGUUCCCUCCUGCGUCGCAUGCCAGACCUGGAGACUCUGGAGAUCCUGAAGUUGGUGAACUGCCCCGAGACCUUCACCCCAGAUAUGAGGUGCAUCAUGGGCGAGUCUCCUUCAGUUCAGGGCUACUUUGUGCUGGCGGGAAUGAACUCUGCUGGCCUUUCGUUUGGUGGAGGGGCUGGAAGGUACCUCGCUGAAUGGAUGGUGCACGGUUACCCAUCCGAAAACAUCUGGGAGCUGGACUUGAAGCGUUUUGGAGCCCUCCAGAGCAGCCGCACCUUUCUGCGCCACCGGGUCAUGGAAGUCAUGCCUCUGCUGUACGAUCUGAAGGUUCCCCGUUGGGACUUCCAGACCGGGAGGCAGUUACGCACCUCUCCUCUCUAUGACCGGCUGGAUGCACAAGGAGCCAGGUGGAUGGAGAAACAUGGAUUUGAGAGGCCGAAGUACUUUGUGCCACCAGACAAGGACCUCCUGGCAUUGGAGCAGAGCAAGACAUUCUACAAGCCAGACUGGUUUGACAUUGUGGAGUCUGAAGUCAAGUGCUGCAAAGAAGCUGUGUGUGUCAUUGACAUGUCGUCUUUCACAAAGUUUGAAAUAACAUCCACCGGGGACCAGGCGCUGGAAGUCCUACAGUACCUCUUCUCCAACGACCUGGAUGUGCCCGUGGGCCACAUCGUGCACACUGGCAUGCUCAACCAGGGUGGGGGCUAUGAGAACGACUGCAGCAUCGCGCGCCUGGGCAAGCGCAGUUUCUUCAUGAUUUCCCCCACCGACCAGCAGGUCCACUGUUGGGCCUGGCUUAAGAAACACAUGCCGGAAGACAGCAACCUGCUUCUGGAGGACGUCACCUGGAAAUACACCGCCCUCAAUCUGAUCGGUCCCCGAGCUGUGGAUGUGCUGUCUGAGCUGUCCUACGCCCCUAUGACUCCAGACCACUUCCCAAGUCUGUUUUGCAAGGAGAUGAGUGUGGGCUACGCGAAUGGCAUCCGGGUGAUGAGCAUGACUCACACAGGAGAGCCGGGAUUCAUGCUUUAUAUCCCCAUAGAGUAUGCCCUGCACGUGUACAACGAGGUGAUGAGUGUUGGGCAGAAAUACGGAAUCCGGAAUGCUGGGUACUAUGCUCUUCGUAGUCUUCGAAUUGAGAAGUUUUUUGCCUUCUGGGGUCAGGAUUUAAAUACCCUCACCACCCCCCUGGAAUGUGGACGAGAAUCUCGGGUGAAACUGGAAAAGGGGAUGGACUUCAUCGGCCGUGAUGCCCUGCUGCAGCAGAAGCAGAAUGGGGUUUACAAACGCCUCACCAUGUUCAUCCUAGACGAUCACGACACCGACCUGGACCUCUGGCCGUGGUGGGGAGAGCCCAUUUACCGCAACGGGCAGUACGCGGGCAAGACCACCAGCAGUGCCUACAGCUACACCCUGGAGCGCCACGUCUGCCUGGGCUUCGUGCACAAUUUUUCUGAGGACACUGGGGAAGAGCAGGUGGUGACAACAGAUUUCAUCAACCGGGGGGAGUAUGAGAUUGACAUCGCGGGACACCGGUUCCAGGCCAAGGCGAAGCUCUACCCGGUCACCUCGCUGUUCACCCACAAGCGCCGGAAGGAUGACGUGGAGCUCAGUGACUUGCACGGGAAGUAAUGGCCACUAGCCUCGCUUCCCCACCUGCCCACUCCCGCAGGGCUCCCCCCCUUACCCCCCACCCCUGUCCCCUGCCUCCCAGCUCCUUGAUGGGAUUUUAAACUUCACCCGCUUUUAAACUUUUUGCUUUGCAGCCUCUCUUCUCACCUUCCCUCCUCCCUUUCCCAUCUGCUACUCAUUCUGGGCUGUUCUUCCCACCCACCCCUUCACCCCCCCGAUUCCCAUGGCGACAUGAAGCAUGGCUGAUGGGCAGGACAGGUGCAAACUCCACUUGUGGAAGUAGGUAACCGUGACGGUCUGAUUUCUAAUGUUGUGUCUCGAAGCAAGGGAAGCGGGGGCUAACUAACUUUUCUCGGAGCGCCCAGCCGCUCAUUUUGGUGGGUGUUAUGUGCUUGACUCAGCGCUUUGCGCGAGCCCGCCCGUGCUGCGCCAGGCAGACCAUUCUCCUUUUCCACUGGGCUGUGGGUGGGCACCCUGACCCCUCUAGCAAGAGGAUGACCAUCUACCUCACUCAUGAGCGGCAUCACGUGGACGUUACCUGGUCUCUAGCGAACAGCUGACCUGGCUCCGGCCUAAAAUUCCUUCUGUCUCAGAGGGUUUGUUGGCCUGAGUAAACAAGCCGGUGUUUGAAAGGGAAAAACCAUGUUGCCUUUUGUGUUGCUCUUCCCAGCUGAAAGGGUCUGCUCUCCGGAGGUGCUCAGCACCGAGGUGGUUUCCCGCCCUUAGAAGGCUGCUUCCUGCCGCUCCGGGCUUGGUGACCCGACCCAGCAUCUCCCUCACCUGUCCCUCGUGUGGCAGGCGCUGCUGUCCCUGCGGAACAGGGUGGGUGUGCUGUCCUGGUGAGGAACCAAACCUUGCUGGUUUGGCUUCCUCUGGCCCAGAAUAGGCAGAUCCCGCCCCCCCCGCCGACUGACCCCACGGGUCUGUGGAGAGGGUACAUUCUGUGGGUCUGCCUGCCAGCCAGCCGGCGCUCUGGGUCUCUGGAAUGGGAAAGGGCCUAGGGCGCCGGGAAGGCCCUCCACACUGUUAGGUAGGCUCUGCGUCCCCAGAUUUUAAACCUUUGUCGUGGUAACUUGGAAGCGUUAGCUCUGAUAGGUCUCUGUACUGGAGAGUCUUUUGUUUUAGAGCAGCUUAAAAUUCUCAGGCGGGUCUGUCUGUUUUGGAAGCGUUAGCUCUGAUAGGUCUCUGUACUGGAGAGUCUUUUGUUUUAGAGCAGCUUAAAAUUCUCAGGCGGGUCUGUCUGUUGUGGCAUUUCUUGGGGUGUUUACUUAAUCAGACGGAUUCCUUCUAGACACUGCUUGCCAUUUUCCCAGCCAGACAACUCCUACUUGAUUACUGACUGCUCAAGGAGGUCUCGAUUGAUUUAUUAAGGGAGUUAGGUCGUUAGAACUCUGUUCCCUGAGAGCUGCUGCCCUUGGGUAGGGAGGAGAAAGGGGCAGAGCGGUCGCCCCGCUGCAAAGCAGAGUGCAGCAGCUGAGAUGCGCAUAGGAGAGCGGGCGCGGGGCCGACACGGCAGAGGCCCAACUGACCAAGGAACGCGGCGCUUAAAGUAUGCUGUGCUCUGUGCCACGCUCGUCUUUGUAAAUGGAUUAUUUAGGGUUGAAUCUAAAAGACAUUCUAGAUUUAUGUGUUAAGGGUCACACUUUUAAGACUCUGGCGAGAUGUUAAUAUCCUGGGGCAUCACUUGUUUAUUGAGGGCCCUGACACACACUUCACUUCUGCCACUUUGACACCCUUGAAAUCUCUUGCUUAAUUCAGACAUCAUCAGUGUGAAUCGGGUAGUUUCUCUCUUUGGUCCUAACUCUGAAGGGGGUGACUCACUCCUGCCUCCUUGCACACCGGGCAGUCAGGCCACGUGCAUUUACCUUGUGUGAUCACUCGUCUCUCCCUAGAGAUCCCUCAGAUCUGGACUCCCAGACUGUACGAUGGCUGGUCCCUUUUCUCUCUGAAAUGAUCCGCCGUCACCUCUUGUGCUCUCUUGAGGGAGGGGCUCUACUCUCUCCUUUUUGAACCUGGAAACACAAAGUGUACCGGCCUCAAGCAGAUGAAAACUCAGGGCUGCCCAUCUCCUGUGGCCCCUCUCCUCCCUUGGAACACCUGCUUACUCGUGCCACAUGUAAAUCCUGGUUCCCUGCCGUGGUCACUCGUCUUAUAUGGAAGCUUGCAGCAGAGACACUACCUGUCCAUAACAAGGGCAAAGUCAGGAAAGCUCUAAUUUGGAAAAUUUAAGAGCAAGGGACAAGAACGACCUGCUGACCUGUAACCUGUGUUGGAGCCACAGAGCACCACACGGGCAGGACCUGCUCCAGGAGAGAGAACCCAACAAUUCCCACUACAUUUCUAGUGCUCUGCUGGGGGCGGGGGUCUCUCCCUGUACCCCCAAAUACAAGAGCUGCCGUUCAGACCAGGGGCCCAGAGACCACUUAAGCUCAGUGAUUAACGUCAGUUACCCCAUUUCUGCAGGAGAAACCCGGUCACUUGGCUUCUCACCAGGAGACAUGUCCAUGGAUUCUACCUUCUUGUACAGACCGACAGUUUUACCUCUUUCCAAGAAAGUCACUAAAACAAGUGAAAAGUAACUCCACUUUCUCCAUUACCCUGCCUCUGAGUGCAUUUGAAAUGUUAACCCCCCCCCCCCCCCCCGGAUGCAGCAGGAAUGACAGCAGCUUUCCGAAAGUGGUUUAGCUUCACUGAAGAGCUGACCCCUCACCUUGCUUUCUGGCUUGGUUUAUCCUCUGCCUCACGGACACGUGUGCUGGCAUCGGAGUGAGUCUUUACCUUCCUCUGAGAACCUAAGGGACAUAAAAGGGAAACUUCUAUAACCUGUUGUCUUGGUUCUGACCCUAGAAGGCUGUGUCCCGGCUGACUUUCAGGGGUAGCUACCGGGUUCGAUCUUCUCUUUGUAGCUGCCUGACCAGUAUAAGCAGCAAGGAGCAGCAAGGCUCCCCUUUAGUGUCCAAGGUAGAGGUGUGGUCACUAGUGCUUAAUACUGAAGAACUUUCUACUGUUUGUUUCCAUUUCCUUUUGCACACCCCCCUGCACCCACAUGCCUCCCCAAAUUGAUAAAAGCAGCUUUUAUCAGCACGAUAAAGGGAACAUUUUCACGACUCAAGAAUAGUCAUUUGCAGGCACAUGGAUUCAGGAGCAGCAGAGCAGAGGGGCAGAAAUGGUAGCUGACCGAAGGGUCGUGCUAACCGUGUCCCGCUGUGAGCGAGCCCCGGCUCUGCCUGGCAGCCCCCACCUCGGCCUCCUCCACUGCAAGGUGCUGAGUUGUAAGGCUCCCUCCCCACCCGCACAGGGAUUGCAUUUGCAGUCCCUCAUCACUACAAAUGCACUAUUUUUCCAGAGAACUAAAUAUUUUUGUAUGUCUUUGCCUUCUCUGUCCAUUAAACACCAGAGUUAUUCAUUGUAUAAUAUGAUUCUUGACCUCUCUGAGCAGAGACUCUGCAUCCCUUGAAGAAUUAGACAUUUCUUCAUGGGCUCGCUUUCUCUUAUUUAGAUGUACCUAUUUUUACCCUUCGCAAACCUUUUCUGCCUUCUCGGUUUUCUGUCUCUCAAGGACAGAAAUUACAAGAGGGUGGAGAGGAUAUUUUUAGCAUCUGUUUCAAAAGAUCUAUGCCAGGAUUUCCUUUGCACACCAAGAACUGGAGCUGGGAGCACCUCUCUUUAAGCCCGGUUCUCGUGCCUUACCCCAGAAUGUCCCAUGGUGGGUGUAGACAGGAAGGAUGAAAAGAAACUUCAUUUCAGUCUGAGGGUUCCCAUCCACCCCACCAUAGCCUCCCUUCCCCAGAUCAAGCAGGUGAGGGGUAGAAAGUUUCUGCAGCUUGUUUCAAUCGGGGUUUCUAGCAGCAUAGUUAAUACUCUCGGGUCUACUCUUGGGAUCCAGGAAAUGCCACUGUAAUGAUUGUACAAGGCUGUAACUCCUUAUUUACGUUUAUAAAUGUGCAGUUCGCUCAGCCCCUUUCUGUCCCUGUGUAGCGUCAGCUUGUGGUGCUGAAGACAUCGGAGGCACUUUAGGGGCUGGGAUUUUUCUCAAGAGCUCUGAUGACUUCAGGUACCUAGGGGGACUGAGCAUUUCUGCCUCCAUGAAUGCGGUAUUAAUAUUGUGCACUGUGUUUCUAUCAAGCCAGAUUCCAAUUAAGAUUUUCUUUUCGUAUUACUAAGUUUGUAAAUGAAUAA